Molecule: messenger RNA, 906 nt
Organism: Zingiber officinale
Lineage: Eukaryota; Viridiplantae; Streptophyta; Magnoliopsida; Zingiberales; Zingiberaceae
Product: putative protein FAM47C
Exons: 4
Coding region: 1-906 (301 amino acids)
Source: RefSeq, a predicted model, not a curated record
AUGCACUCUGGAUUACAAAAGGCGACCACUGUCGGCCGCCGUCGACCACCGCCGGCGGUCGACGACCACCGUCGGCCGCCGGUGACCACCGCGGCCGCCGCCACCACCACCGGCGGUCGGCGACCACCGUCGGCCGCCGGUGACCACCGCGGCCGCCGCCACCACCACCACCGCCGGUCGCCGGCGACCACCGCCGGCCGCCGGCGACCACCGCCGGCCGCCGGCGACCACCGCCGCCAGCAACCACCGCUGGCGACCACCGUCGGCCUUCGCCAGCGACCACCGCCGGCGACCACCGUAGAUCGUUGCCGGCGACCACCGUCGGCCGUUACCGGCGACCACCGUCGGCCGUUACCGGCGACCACCGUCGGCCGUUGCUGGAGACCACCGUCGGCCGUCGCCGGUGACCACCGUCAGCGACCACCGGUGACCACAGCCGGCCGCCGCCGGCGACCACCGUUGGCGACCACCGCCGCCCGCGACCACUACCGCCCAGCCCCGCCGCCCGCGACCACCGCUGACCGCCGCGACCACCGCCGCCCCCCGGCGACCACCGCACCUCACCCCUCAUCGCCGCCGCCAGCCACCUCUGGCCGCCGCCGCCGACGGUUGUCGUUGUCGCCCGACCGGCAACGGUCAGCGGUUGCCGAUGGCGGCGGCCGGUGGAGGAGGCUAACAGCGGCGACCACUGGUUGCUGCAAGCUCCGGCAGAGGCAGGAGUCUGCCACUGAGGUGGUGCUGGAUACUGUGCCAGAGAAGUCUGAGAGGGCUACGACUGAUAUUGGACUGGCGGCUGGGGCUGUGACUGGUAUUGUACCAGUGGCUGUGGCUGGAACUGGACCAGUGGCUGAGGCUGCAGUUACUGGACUAGGGGCUGAGGCUGCAACUGAUAUGGAGGUCCCAUAA